CCGAGGACCCUGGGGGUGGGUGGGGAUCACCGGAGUCCAGGGCGGCGAGAGUCGGCGGCCUGACGCGCGGCCCCGUAAGCCGGGGUGCGGGUCCUGGCUAAGACCAUACACGGCAUGGCACCCCCGGGACGCUGAGGGCCACCAUGGCCCUGGAGCGGGCAUUGCAAGCGUCGCGUCAGGGCGACCUAGAGACCCUGAAGGCGCUGCAGCGGGCCGGCUCGCUGCUGCCCACUCUGCGGGACCCGUUAGAUGCUCUGCCCGUGCACCACGCGGCCCGGGCGGGCAAACUGCAUUGCCUGCGCUUCCUGGUGGAGGAGGCAAACCUGCCCGCCACUGCCCGCGCCAGGAAUGGGGCCACUCCGGCCCACGACGCCGCGGCCACUGGCCACCUAGCCUGUCUUCAGUGGCUUCUCACGCAGGGCGGCUGCGGAGUGCAGGACAAAGACAAUUCAGGUGCCACAGUCCUACAUCUGGCUGCCCGGUUUGGUCACCCUGAGAUAGUGGAUUGGCUGCUUCGAUUUGGAGAGAGCGACCCUGCCUCGGCCACAGACACUGGAGCCCUGCCCAUUCACUAUGCUGCCGCCAAGGGAGACUUCCCCUCGCUUCGACUUCUUGCAAGCCACUAUCCAAAGGGGAUAAGUGCCCAAACCAAGAACGGUGCCACGCCCCUCUACCUGGCCUGCCAGGAGGGCCACCUGGAGGUGACGCAGUACCUGGUGCAAGAGUGUGAGGCUGACCCCCACACGCGUGCCAGUGAUGGGAUGACCCCUCUUCACGCUGCUGCCCAGAUGGGCCACAGCCCCAUCAUCGUGUGGCUGGUGAGCUGCACCGACGUCAGCCUUUCAGAGCAAGACGGUGACGGGGCCACCGCCAUGCACUUUGCUGCCAGCCGGGGCCACGCCAAGGUGCUCAGCUGGCUGCUGCUGCAUGGCGGGGAGAUAACCACUGACUUAUGGGGUGGGACCCCUCUGCACGAUGCUGCUGAGAACGGGGAGCUGGAGUGCUGCCAGAUCCUAGUAGUGAAUGGGGCCGAGCUGGACAUCCGGGAUCGGGAUGGUUACACAGCCGCUGACCUCUCGGACUACAACGGCCACAGCCACUGUACUCGCUACCUUCGAACUGUGGAGAACAUGAGCGUGGAGCACCGAGCCCUAUCCCGGGACCCAUCUGGAGAGCCAGAGGGCAAGCAGCCAGACUCCGGCAUGUCUUCUCCCAACACCACCAUGUCGGCUCAAGCCCCGCACUUCGACCUCUGCUCUCCCACCAGCACUCUCUCCAACUACGACUCCUGUCCCUCCAGCCGAUCCAGCACCCGAGGCCACCUGGGUGGCCCAGGGCCUAGGCUUCGAAACUCAACUGUCACAGACAUGCAGACCUACAUGGACAUGCUGAAUCCUGAGAUGGGCCUUCACUGCAGGAAGAGGGGAGGUCCCAGUACCCCACCACCCCCACCAAGCUUUCCUCCACCGCCUCCUCCCCCUGGCACUCAGAUACCCCCACCCCCUCCUGCCUAUCCUGCUCCCAAACCGCCCAGUGGGCAGCACACAGCUGAUAUCUACGUUCAGGCCAAGAGCAAACUUCGGCAUGUGGAGAGAGAAGCCCUGAAGAGGGAGCUGAGCUCCCGCGACGGCCACGACGGGCUGCGGCGGGUGGACUCGGGCCGGAAGUCCCGCAGCUUUGGCAAACAGCCCAGCACCGGGGACUAUUACCGCCAGCUCGGCUACGGCCCCGGGGAGCCCUUGGCAGCCAGUCUGGGGAUGGCCCAUAGCGAGGAGGCCGCUCUCCUCUCUGGUAGCCACGUGCACAACGGCAGCGUCGCAGACCACCGGGUGUCAAGGGACCUCCCGCCCCCGCCCCCGCCCCCGCCCUUGCCCGAAGCCCUGACUACACCUCCUCCACCGCCACCUCUGCCCAUCGAAGGGUCCGGGCCCAUUUGCAGCCAGCGCCGCUCCUCCUCUUCCACGGGCAAAGUGAGAGCUUUGAGGUGCAGAAAGAGUACCAAGUCCUUCAAUAUGAUGUCCCCAACGGGAGACAAUUCUGAACUCCUGGCAGAGAUCAAAGCUGGCAAGAGUUUGAAGCCAACGCCACAGAGCAAGGGCCUCACCACAGUCUUCUCAGGCAGUGGACAGCCCUCUUCUCCGACGGAUGCUCCACCCCUGUCUCCAUCACUGUCCCGGGCCAGGAGCCCCACUCCACCAGCCGGCUCCGUUCCAGGAGCAGGAGGAGGCUCCCACCAGCCUGUUCUCAAUGGCAGUUUGGCCCCACCGCUGACUACGACCCAGAACUUGCAGCUGGACGUUGAGACUCUGAUCCCCACACACGACGAGCAGGGACGCCCCAUUCCCGAGUGGAAGAGGCAAGUGAUGGUACGGAAGUUGCAGAUGAAGAUGCAGGAGGAAGAGGAGCAGAGGCGAAAGGAGGAGGAGGAGGAAGCCCGGCUAGCCAGCAUGCCUGCCUGGAGGAGGGACAUCCUUCGGAAGAAGAUGGAGGAGGAGAGGGAGCAAAAACGAAAAGAGGAGGAAAAACUGAGGCAGGAGGAGGCGCGGCGGGAGAAGGAGCAGUCCGAGAAGCUCAGGACACUGGGGUAUGACGAGACCAAACUGGCGCCCUGGCAGAGACAGAUAAUCCUGAAGAAAGGAGACAUUGCGAAGCAUUAGGUGCUGCGAGGGCCCUCCCUCCUCCCGCCCCCGCCCCAGCCUUUGCUGUGACUCACCCCGCCGGCCCCUCCCUCAGAGCUUCUGGAGCGGGGGAGAAAACUGGGGAGAGAGGAUCCGGAUAGGGCUUGGCGAGAUGCGGGGUCUGGGCUCGAAACAAGCACCCCCCCCCCAAAGCCCUGGUCCCUCAGUUUCUCCCCGACUCUCAGCCCUCACUCCCUCCCCCACCACACAAGAUAUGCGUGUAGCUGCCUUCUUCUUCCCUAGAUCCAUCCUCCAUCCCCGCCUCCCGGCCCCACGUCCCGGGGAAACUGUGCCGCAGUCCGCAUACAAAAAGUGUCCAAGCUGAGGACUCAGAGAGAACCGCUGCUGAUUUGCAUGCUAGUUUGCAUAUGAUUUGCAUGUCAUUGAACGUCAAAAUGUACGACUAGCUCCCAAACUCCGUGGGUGGUUGUUUCCCCUGGUCCCUUUUCUGGGUACAGUCAGAUCUACAGCCUCCGCCCUGACUCCUACUCCCCACGUUCGGGAAGGCUGACCUAGAGCAGCCUGGGACGUGGGGGGAGGGGACAAAAAAGGGGCGGGGGGAAAGACAGCUGGUUGGGGCGUGCGGAACUGCAGCUCUGUGGGGCUCUUUAAUUAGUAUUCUCCUCCCCCUUCCAUCCAGGUUUUCUCCUAUCCGUAGUAAGGGAUCAAGGCCCAUUUCUCCCUCCCCCUCUUCCUCCACCCCCCCCGGGCUUGAUCCUCCCUCCCUCCCUUUCUCAGUUUGCUUUCAGUCAUUUGUUUACCAGAAAGUGAAAGAAAAUUAGCUACCCUGGGGCCCGAACACCCACACUCCCCAGCCCCGCUUAUAUAUUUAUUCCCUGACGACACGUAGCUUCAGCAGCCGCCUCGGGGGUACAGACUUCCGCAGCUGCCAUAUCACCCCCAAAGCCCUCCCCCGAACCCCGAGGCCCCCAACCUAGGUCUUUACCAAGGGAAACUGUUGGGGGAAGGGCAGGGAGAGGAGCAGGAUGGGGCUUUUGUGCUUUCCUUUUUUUUUUUCUAAAUGGUUUUUGUCACUUUCCUUCCGGCGCCCUCAGCGGAAAAGUCGGAGCCCACGUUCCCUGCCCCUUCUUUUGCUCCAUUAAAGGAAUCCACCUGUUGUCCCAGG
Messenger RNA from Antechinus flavipes (yellow-footed antechinus), 3804 nucleotides. RefSeq names its product espin-like. NCBI's taxonomy places the organism in Eukaryota, Metazoa, Chordata, Mammalia, Dasyuromorphia, Dasyuridae. Gene Ontology annotation, cellular component: cytoplasm. The coding region runs from base 144 to 2657 and encodes 837 amino acids. The transcript has 15 exons. The record is from RefSeq and is a predicted model, not a curated record. Gene Ontology annotation, molecular function: actin filament binding. Gene Ontology annotation, biological process: actin filament bundle assembly.